Molecule: messenger RNA, 1658 nt
Organism: Electrophorus electricus (electric eel)
Lineage: Eukaryota; Metazoa; Chordata; Actinopteri; Gymnotiformes; Gymnotidae
Gene: auh
Product: AU RNA binding protein/enoyl-CoA hydratase
Biological process (GO): fatty acid beta-oxidation
Cellular component (GO): mitochondrion
Molecular function (GO): enoyl-CoA hydratase activity
Source: RefSeq, a predicted model, not a curated record
AGUCAAAACAUACACACUGCAGCAAAGCGGCAUGGCGGUUCUCGUGGGGUGUAGAGUCCUUUUUCAUGCUUUUCGACCCCCAAUGACGAACCUCGACGGCGUUUGUAGAUUGCAAGAUGUUAUGCAACAUGUCCUGGUCAGGAGAACUCAACAUGCACGCCUGGCAUCGAAUAGUGUGAUGCGACAAUACAGCUCCGACGCUAAAUCGGGGGAUGACCUAAGCGUUAGGUAUUUGGACGGGGAUGACUCAGGGAUUGUUGUUUUCGGAAUCAAUCGACCUAAAGCUAAAAAUGCUAUCAGUAAAAAUCUUGUUAAAAUGAUGUCUGAAGCAGUUGAAUCUGUGAAAAAGAACAACAAGGUGCGCACUGUGAUCUUAUGCAGCAUGGUGCCUGGAAUAUUCUGUGCAGGUGCUGACUUGAAAGAGAGAGCCAAGAUGGAUCAGCGUGAAGUUGGGCCUUUUGUUUCUAAAGCAAGGGCACUUAUUACAGAACUAGGUAACCUGCCCAUGCCAACUAUAGCAGCUAUUGAUGGAGUAGCACUGGGUGGAGGGCUUGAGAUGGCUCUGGCCUGUGACAUCAGAAUAGCAGGUACCUCUGCUAAAAUGGGUCUGGUUGAAACAAAACUAGCCAUCAUUCCAGGUGCAGGAGGGACACAGCGUCUCCCACGGGCUAUAGGAGUUUCCCUGGCUAAGGAGCUAAUCUUUUCUGCACGUGUGAUGGAUGGCACAGAGGCCAAGACCCUGGGACUUGUCAAUCACACUGUGGAGCAGAACGAAAGUGGCGAUGCAGCCUACCUCAGAGCUCUGGAGCUGGCUCGUGAGUUCAACCCACAGGGACCUAUUGCAAUCAGGAUGGCCAAACUAGCCAUCAACCAGGGCAUAGAGGUGGAUUUAACAACAGGGCUAGCAAUUGAAGAGGCAUGCUAUGCACAGGUAAUCCCAACGAAGGACAGGCUUGAGGGCCUGGCAGCGUUCAAGGAGAAGAGACCCCCUCGCUACAAGGGUGAGUAACCCUGAGGUGCUGUCCCAUGCCACGCUGAACCCCUGCCCUCCAAGUUUCCUUUCACUGCUUCUGAUGGAUCUUGUGACGAGAGCACUAGCCUGCAACGUGCCUGCCCGAGCCAGUUAGCCGCCGCUGACCCCAUCUUGAGCCUUGGGCAGAAAGGCCAACAGCAAGCUUUCUCACAAGGACUUGGCCAGGGCUAGAGGUGAGAGCUGGAGGCCUGUCUGCUCAUGACAUGUCCCUUGCCUGUGGAUCAACCAUUUUGCAUGUUUUGUCUUUCUGUUCUCCUUUGUUUGUUUAAUGUCACAUGUAUAUUUGGACUUUCUUUGUUGCAUUGUUGUGAAUCUAUUCUAUGUAAAAUGUCUUUGAACAUUCAGUUAUCAGGCGUUUCAACAUUCAAACUAACACUACAAAGAAAAUAGGAAAAUCAUAUUACAGAUGCUUAAAUAUUAAUAUAAGAAUAUUAAACCAUACAUAAACAUUACAAUAGUACAAGUGCAUCAAAAAGCAUCUUUGCUUGUCUAGAAUAAAUUAUUAUAAUUAUAUGCUGUUUAGGUUGACUGACACUGUCACCAAUCUCUAGAAGUAUUAUUUUUUUUGUAGAGAGAAAAACUACCCUUUGUUAACUGAUGCAAUAAAACACUAUCCAAAAGUUAA